UUUAAAAAAUAUAUCACGUGACGUCACACGUGACGUCACGUGAAAAGGGUCUAUAAAGUUUAGACCCACUCAUACAUACCUAUUGGUUUUGUCUAUAAAAACCUUGCUGCCAUGACACCAUCAAUGCCAUGUUCAUCCGCCGCUGUCUCUGCUUCCUCCUUUAAGCCCUCCCACUUGAACCGGAACCGUUUUCUCGGUGUCUGCAGCAGCAGCAGCUCUGUCCGCUCCGCCGGGCUGUCAUCCUACUCCGCGCGCGCCCUCACGAGAUGCUUUCCGCCGCGUGGGGAUGCGGGGCCCGUGCUUAGUGCCUUCAUCAUCCACCCACCCUCCGUGACAGCCUCCCUCCCCCCUCCCACGGAUGCGCUCUCCGGUGAUCCACGCUGACCGGCCCGGCGUCGCUGGUCUCCGCUUCGGCGCGGAGAGGAUAGUAGUUCGCGCGCCCGCCGCCUGUCUCCGGGGCUUCUGAGGCCGACAAGGAUGGGGAGCACCACCUCUUGCUGCGUGUCCGCCAGUCCCAAGUUCCGCAGAAAUGCGCACUCCAGGCUGGAGUCGGACCAGCAGGAGUCGGAUCUGAGCAGGGAGGAGACGGGCUGCAACCUGCAGCACAUCAGCGACAGGGAGAACAUCGACGAGCUCAACAUAGAGUACAAUCCGUCAGACCAUCCCAAGGCAAGCACUAUCUUCCUCAGCAAAUCUCAGAAUGAGGAGGGGCCACACAGAAACGUGCAAGACAAACGAAAAACCCUCUUCAUCAAUAAUCACGGUGCAGUGAGGCGGAAAUACAGCUCCUGCUCAACCAUCUUCCUGGACGAGAACACCGUCAGCCGGCCCAGCCUCAAAUACACCAUCAGAUGUGUAGCUCUGGCAAUCUACUACCACAUAAAAAACAGGGACACAAACGUUGGAAUGCUGUUAGAGAUCUUUGACGAGAAGCUUCAUCCACUCUCUAAGUCAGAGGUUCCUCUGGACUACAACCAGCACGACCCGGACCAGAAGCAGAUCUAUCGGUUUGUCAGAACGCUGUUCAGCGCGGCGCAGCUCACGGCUGAAUGCGCCAUCGUCACACUGGUUUAUUUGGAGAGACUCCUGACUUAUGCAGAGAUCGACAUUUGUCCCGGAAACUGGAAGAGGAUCGUUCUGGGAGCCAUCCUUCUGGCCUCAAAGGUCUGGGAUGACCAGGCUGUGUGGAAUGUCGACUACUGCCAGAUCCUCAAGGACAUCACCGUGGAAGACAUGAAUGAACUGGAGCGUCAGUUUCUGGAGCUGCUGCAGUUCAACAUCAACGUGCCGUCCAGCGUUUAUGCCAAGUACUACUUUGACCUGCGGUCGCUGUCAGAGUCCAACAACCUGAGCUUUCCUCUGGAGCCACUGAGUAGAGAGAAGGCCCAAAAACUGGAGGCCAUUUCCAGGCUGUGCGAUGACAAGUACAAAGACAUACGGAGAGCCGCCAGGAAGCGCUCGGCCAGCAUGGACAACCUCUGCAGGAGGAGAUGGGUACCGGCAAUUCUCUCCUAACAUCCUGAACAGCAAAACUGUCCCAAACGGGCUUGUUCUACGUUUUUCUUUUUUUCUUUCUGGAACUCAGAAAAACAAAAAACAAAAACGACUGUUGGAUCUCAAACUUUUAACCGGAGUUGUGGAAGAUCAGGGAAAACCCGGAGAGAUUUCUACCUUAGUCUACGUGACGCCUUCACAGUGCCUCAACUAAUCUGUUCACACUCUGGAUUUUAUCACCCAGGUGGAAUCAAAAAUCUGACUAUAGAGGGACUCCAGCACAAGACGAAGCCUUGAGCCCCUUUUGUGAAUUCCUCAUGUAAAGAACUCAUUCCUGGCUCGCCCUUAACCAUUGCUAGGACUCACUAUGUUGUUCAAGCGUUAGCAUAGCACUGGAGCUUUUGCUGGUUAUUUAUUCCCUUUUGACAGGACUCGGCAUCAUUAAAGUGUUAGACUGUUUCGUCCUUCAGAAAUCUUCAAGGUUUACAGUAUUCCAAGUGUACCUCUUAAUACUCAGGUUGUGUGUUUUAACUGUCCUACUUAACUGUGAUGCUUCCUAUUUCAGUUUCUGUUUUCCCAUAAGUGUUCCCAUUGUUUAUGAAUGAUACUAACUGAAAAGUAAUCCAGAGCAUGUUCCAGUUCUAUAUUUAGCUUGAUUUGAUCACAUUUUGACCCAUUUUUGCAAAAAAAAAAAAAAAAAAUUGAAGACCAGAAACACAGGUUUGCUCAAACCUUAAUGUGAGACUGAAUGUUAGGUUUACAGAUCAUGCAGAGACAGUAGUCUAGUAUUUUUAGGGCACAAAACUGUUCUGGGGGAAAUUUUAGGAACAUUCAUUGCAAAAAAGAAGGCACACAGAUUUUGGUUUAUAAAAAGAUGAGAAACUAAACAGAUUUAUGUAUGUACAAAAAUUCCUGAGGUUUUUUCACAGGAUUGUAUCCGAUUGAGCUGCAUAACUCAGAAUUUAGAUCAAAACAACAACAAAUGUGAGAAACAAAAUACAAAAAACUGUUCAUUUUUACUCUGAAUUACAGUAAAUCAGCAAUCUGUGAAUGUCACACAGACUGCAGAAAAGUAUUUGGAGUGUCACUGGACUCCUACAUGGAUAAAAUGUCAUGUUCCCAUGUCAAAUUUCCAUGAUUGGCUUUAUGAAUGGCAUUGGCUCAAAGUUGGUUUGCAUUUUUCUUACCUUCUAUAGGUAAGAAAUAGGUUUAGUUUUCUAUUUUACUAAACAUUUUGGAAACACUUCUGCAAAAAUGUUUCUCAUUUGUUGCCAUUGAAGCCCAACAAUGUUGGAAAAACAGCUUUUUAAGCAAUAUCGUGCAAAACUCAUACACAUAAAACUACUGUGUGGUUCACAAAAAAAAUGUUAGCAUUUUUUCUGUAGAAUCUCCAAUAAGCUUCGACCUUUUACAGGUCUUGAAAACUUGAGAGUUGAGAUACAACUUUCAAGCUACGUUCACACGGGUCAUGUGACGCACAGUCAAGCCCAUGGUGUUCACACUGGACUGUCAAUGCUAAUGGUUGCUACCUGAUGCUAGCACAUUACCGCCACCUACAGUUGGAAAAUGCUUAGAGCAAAAUGUCAAAACGGUACAAAUCUCGUAAAUCUUGCUUCAGGUUUUUUCUUUUACAGUUCUAUUCUGAUAUAUGAAAGGGUUUGUACUGUAUAAUUCCACAAUUGUUAAUUGUUCCUCCAAUUUUCAAACAGUUGGCUCUUCUGUGAAUUGAAAAAGACGCCAUCCAAAUCCAAGUCCCUGACUGCACAGAGUUCAAUUUGGUUUAACUUUUAAUUGACCCACAUUUUGUACGUAGAGCUCAAAAGUUUUAUUAAAGGCAUUUUCUUCAGCCUUUCAGCGUGAACUGUAUCCAUAGAUAUGAUCAUAUAUUACCUUUGGAACACUAAAAACACAUUUUUUAUUAAACAGGAGUUGAACUAUUUUCCUACACAGCAGUAAAUCAUAAUAGCUGAUUUUGCAUGGUAUGGGCCCUUUAAAAACGUCUGCAGUGACACAUGAACUCGGGAGUUUUGAACACAGAAGCCCAAAACGCGCAUUUACAUGCGUUUACGUAGACUGUUCAUUGGAAGUGGUUGCUUGAACGUGAGAUGUCAAGGGCGGUGUGAACGUAGUUUAGGGUGGGAUUUGUGACCUACUGUAACUGAGCUGUGACUCGCUGCAGAUAAAAACAAGAAUCAAGCAUUAUUGAAAUUCCACAUAACGGUUUUGUUAGUUUUGAAGAUUUUGGGCAAAAUUUGCUGAGAGUUCAUGCAACAAAGACGAUGAUGAUCCAGUUCUUCACUCAGUAUAAAGCUACGGACACACCGGCCUUAUGAGGGUUUUAUGGAUCGCCAGCAAAGUCAAUGCUGUUCACACUGGGCAAGCAGGGAGGGGCUACUUCUUAUUUUUCUUUUUCCUCUAUUUACUAGUGCAUGUCCACCACCCACAGUUGGAAAAGUUUUUUAUUUUAUAUUUUUUACAGCUUUAUUCCAAUAUUUGAAAGACUUGGUCCGGGCACAAACUGCAAUAAUUUUCUUCUUCAUGAUCAAUUUUCCAACAGUUGACACUUCCAUGAAUGAAGAGGGACGGCAAGUCUCUGAUUGGUCAGCUGGUUUUGCUUUCAAUGCACGUUCAAUGACUGUGUUUUUUACGUAGUGCCCAAAAACGGUCAUGGAAACUUCCAUAGCGACGCUAGAGUUUUAAACAUGGAAACACGCAUUUGCGUAGACUUUUCAUUCCAAGUGGGAGCUUGAAAGCACAUUGGAGAGGCCGGUGUGAACGCAGCUUUAGAGAAUCAGUGUUGUGAACAUCACUUUCUAACUGUGAUACAUUACAGAUUUACCUUUAAUUGUUAACCCCAUCAUGCCUGAAUUUAUUUCCAAUGAUAUAAAACAUAUUCUCUUUCCGUUGAAAGUCCUGGAUUACCUGGUAUGUUGCAAAUAAACGACAAGAAGAGGUUAAAAGUAAUUCCCGCCUUGUAGUAUUACCGUGUCUGAAUUGUAACAUGUCACAUGAGUUCUGUAUUACUUUUGAGUUACUUUUUUUCUCUUUUUUGUUUUACACCUGCGGAGGUAGAUGAUAGAUGCAUCACAGAGCAAUAUGGUUUAGUAAAUAUUACUAACAAUAUUUUGUUAAAGUAGAAGAACAAGAAGAGCAACGGGAGGAGCAAUUUUUUAGUCGAAAAAAAUGAGUGAUAAACUUUGAAAAAAGUAGAAAAAAACACAGACCAAAUGACGACUAUGAGGCCUCAGAAAUAUUUAAACACCAAAACCAAUGAAAGCUGUUUUAAAUGACGAUAUUUGUUAGCCUACAACAGCAAAAGAGACUGACAAAUCCAGACUAGUCAUCAGUGGUAUUUUUCAUCAUCUGUUGAUGCAUCGUGGUAUCGCUGCUUUGAACUAUUACAUUUGUUGCUGGUAGUCUGUUGUACAACACGAGUUAUUGAACACAUAAUGACUAAAAUAUCAAAAUUAGGAAUGCCUUACGCUGUUAUAGUAAUAUCUUACUGUAACACAUUUUUGUAACCAAUUACUAUUCUCAUUGCAGAAGACAUUUAGUUUAAAUUAGUUUGGAAAAUCCUGGACUCAAAGGCUGAAAAGUUGUUGAAGUGUUCUUUAUAAAAGUUACUAUGAAUAAACUUUGUUUCCUUUUGUGGUUUUGUACCAUUCCAGUGUUCUGCUUCUAGAUUUCAUUUACAUUUCCUCUGGAAAAGCUCAAAGAAACACAAACCUGUGAACCAACAGAAAGAAUGGAAGUUCUGUUUUGCUCAAAGCACAAUGGUAUGAUUUGAUUCUCCAACAAUGAUCAUCAAUGGUAGCUGUCUUGUUUGUUUAAUGACUAAAUCAGUAUUUAUUUUGCAAAUGAUUUUUGAGCAGUUUUGAUGGAGAUCUCAUUUGCAGACAAGUUCAUGGCUAAGUUAUUUAUGGAUGUUCUGAUCUGUGUUUUUAAUAAAGAUAAAUUAUAAAUCCA
Messenger RNA from Oryzias melastigma (Indian medaka), 5460 nucleotides. Its product is annotated as cyclin-Y. Bases 478 to 1515 code for a protein of 345 amino acids. NCBI's taxonomy places the organism in Eukaryota, Metazoa, Chordata, Actinopteri, Beloniformes, Adrianichthyidae. The transcript has 11 exons. The record is from RefSeq and is a predicted model, not a curated record. Gene Ontology annotation, biological process: regulation of cyclin-dependent protein serine/threonine kinase activity; regulation of canonical Wnt signaling pathway. Gene Ontology annotation, molecular function: cyclin-dependent protein serine/threonine kinase activator activity; protein kinase binding. Gene Ontology annotation, cellular component: cytoplasmic cyclin-dependent protein kinase holoenzyme complex; plasma membrane.